GGUCCACCUGGUCCACCGGGCAACCCUGGUCCACCUGGUGUUACCGGAAAGCCGGGUCCAUCGGGUCCAAAAGGCGAAAGAGGAUUACCUGGUUUUGAUGGUGAAUCGCGAAUUGGAAUCAAAGGUGAACCUGGAGUACCUGGCAUUCAGGGCAGAACUGGUCCUGUAGGACCACCUGGGCCACCUGGAUUAAAGGGAGAGCCUGGACCACCAGGACAACGUGGAUCACCAGGCCUUACGCCAAAAUAUGUAGAGAAAAAUUCAGAACCGGUAAUCGGUCCACCGGGCAAACCAGGAGCGCCUGGAAUACGAGGUCCACCAGGACCUCCAGGUGCUCCGGGAGCUAAAGGUGAUUCAGGAUUUCCUGGCAAAGAUGGUGCUGAAGGAAAAAUAGGAAGAACUGGCAAUCCGGGUCAACGAGGAAUACCGGGUGAAAAAGGCGAAAGAGGUGAAAAAGGAGAAAUUGGUAUGCAAGGAUUACCUGGUCCUCCUGGUGUUGUCACAGCAACAUCAGCAAGGACAACACAAGUUGUUGCUGGACCACCGGGUCCACCAGGACGAGAUGGACGAAAGGGUGAAAAAGGAGAAAAGGGCGAUACGGGUAGCCGAGGUGCAAUAGGUCCACCGGGACAAACAGGUGCCAAAGGUGAUAUUGGUAAACGUGGCAAAAAAGGUAAAGAUGGUUUAAAUGUGACUGUGGAAAAAUUGAUUGAAAAAUUAUUACCAAUGGUGCAACGACAAGCACGAAUUGGUGGUUUACCAGGAUCACCGGGUCCGGUUGGACCACGGGGUCCAAAAGGUGAUGAGGGAUCACGUGGUGAACGUGGACCACAAGGUUUACCGGGUCAUGCUGGUACAAAAGGUGAACGUGGUGAAAUUGGACCACCCGGUUUAAUUGGUCCACCAGGAUUACCAGGACCUUCCGGCACUAUAAUUGAAGCAACCGCUUCAUCGUCAUCAUCAAUUACGGUUCCAGGACCACCCGGACCUCGAGGUAGUCCCGGUUUACCUGGACCACCAGGUAUGAAGGGUGAAAAAGGAGAGCAAGGAUUAGCUGGUGUUCCUGGAUCACUUGGUUUACCUGGACCACCAGGACCAAUGGGAAUAAGAGGAUCACCAGGAAUGGAAGGCAAACAGGUGAGGAAAAAAAAUUUAGUUUAA
Messenger RNA from Acanthocheilonema viteae, 1161 nucleotides. Lineage: Eukaryota; Metazoa; Nematoda; Chromadorea; Rhabditida; Onchocercidae. The record is from the annotation of a GenBank genome assembly.